Maniola jurtina (meadow brown) is the source of this 5842-nucleotide messenger RNA. RefSeq names its product DNA polymerase theta (gene DNApol-theta). Gene Ontology annotation, molecular function: DNA-directed DNA polymerase activity; ATP binding; DNA binding. Gene Ontology annotation, biological process: DNA-templated DNA replication; double-strand break repair via alternative nonhomologous end joining. NCBI's taxonomy places the organism in Eukaryota, Metazoa, Arthropoda, Insecta, Lepidoptera, Nymphalidae. Bases 137 to 5743 code for a protein of 1868 amino acids. The transcript is spliced from 9 exons. The record is from RefSeq and is a predicted model, not a curated record.
AAAUUCAAAUGUUGCGAUGAGUUUAAAAAUUAUUGAAUUGUUAAAAUUACAUGAAUUUACUUUUACUUAAUUUAUUUAAUUUAAAUUUUAUGGAAUAAUAUUAUGAAUUUGUCAUAAUUGAUGAAGUAUUGUGAAUAUGGUGUUGGAAGAUAGAGAUGAAAUUGAUUUGCAACAACUUACGGAAAAUGUUUCUUUUCUUGCUGAAUGUUUUGAUAAUUCCUUUGCUAUUCAGAGCUCCUUAAGUUAUGUGAAAGAUUGUGUUCAAUCACAGCCAAAACGUUUAACCCAAAAACAAAAGUUCCUACAAUCGAAAAGAGAAAACAUCCUUUCACAAACAAUUAUUGAAAAGCAAAACACUUCAUGUAAUGUGGAAUUAUUGUCACAGUUGAAGGUAGAAAACAGGACCUAUAAUAAGAAUUUAAAAAACUGGGGUUUACCCUAUGAAAUAGCAAGCAAAUAUGAAAAAAAAGGAAUAAUUGAGAUGUUUGACUGGCAAGUGGAUUGUCUAGGUAACUCAAAAGUUCUCCUAGAAUGCCGGAAUCUUGUUUAUUCGGCACCUACUUCUGCAGGAAAAACUCUGGUUGCUGAGAUAUUGGCAAUUAAGACAGUUUUGGAGCGACAAAAAAAGGUUAUUAUUAUUUUGCCUUUCGUAUCUAUAGUAAGAGAGAAAAUGUUUUAUUUACAAGAUAUCUUAUCCAGCUCUGGUGUCAGGGUUGAGGGAUUUAUGGGUUCCCAGUCCCCGCCAGGAGGCUUACAGGCUGUCCACAUAGCCAUUUGUACUAUUGAAAAAGCAAACAGCUUAGUUAACAAACUUCUAGACGAAGGUAAUAUAACAGAAUUAGGAGCAGUAAUUGUAGAUGAGUUGCAUUUGCUUGGAGAUCCUCAUCGCGGGUACAUUUUGGAGCUCCUUUUAACAAAAGUUAAAUAUGUCUCAUCAAAAUUAGAUAACAUGAAAAUACAAAUCAUUGGAAUGUCAGCUACACUGCCCAAUUUAGAAGUAUUAGCAGACUGGCUAGAAGCUGAACUAUUUAUUACUGAAUUCCGACCCAUACCAUUGGAUGAAUAUUGUUUAGUUGGCAACAAAUACUAUGAUAAAAAUGGGCAGUACAUUAGGUCAUUUCAUAAACCAAAUAUGGGUAUUGAAUGUGAUUAUGUUCUAUCACUUUGCUUAGAGACAAUCAAAGAAGGGUGUUCAAUCUUAAUAUUCUGUAUGACAAAGAAUAGAUGUGAAAAUUUGGCACAAAGUAUUGCAUCCUCGUUUUACAAGUUAGGAUGUACAGAUAAUGAACAAGGCACAAUUUUAAGAGAGCAGUUAAAGUCCACGAAUAUUUUAGAAGUUUUAGAACAAUUAAAAAACUGUCCUGUAGGCCUGGAUCAAAUAUUAAAAAAUAUUAUUUCAUUUGGUGUUGCUUAUCAUCAUGCAGGGCUUACAUUUGAUGAGAGAGACAUCAUUGAAGGGGCUUUUAAAUCUGGUGCGAUCAGAGUAUUGGUUGCUACAUCCACAUUGAGUUCUGGAGUAAAUUUACCUGCUAGGAAAGUAAUUAUUAGAACUCCUGUAUUUCAAAAGCAACCAAUUAAUAUUUUAACAUACAAGCAAAUGAUCGGUAGGGCUGGGCGUAUGGGUAAAGAUACACAAGGUGAGAGUGUUCUUAUUUGUACUGCAGCUGAGCAGAAAAUUGGAUUUGAGCUGAUGAUGGGUACUUUAGAUCCAGUUCAAAGUUGUAUUGAAAGCAAAGACAAAUUUAUGAGGGCCAUUCUAGAAAUAAUUGCUAGUCAAGAUGUUUGUAACCAAUCAGAAUUAGACUUGUAUACUAAAUGUACUCUCCUUUGCGCUCAGCAGUCUGAGUCUAAAUUCCAAAAUGAUUUACUAGAAGACACACUGAAAGAACUUAUUAAUUUUGAACUAGUAAGAAUUCAAACUGAAGGGGACGAAAAAAGAUAUGUAGCUACAUCAUUGGGAAAAGCAUGUCUUUCAUCAUCCAUGGCACCAAACGAUGGGCUAUCAUUAUUUUGUGAAAUACAAAAAGCUAGACAAUGCUUAGUGCUUGAAACAGAUCUUCAUUUAAUAUAUCUAGUAACACCAUACAGUGUUAGUAAUCAAUGGAAUGACAUAGACUGGUUACAUCUACUUACACUGUGGGAAUCUUUAACAGCUGCAAUGAAAAGGGUUGGGGAACUUGUAGGCGUUCAAGAAAGCUUUAUUAUUCGAUGCUUAAGGAGUGCCAAUAAAUCGAAUACUAGUCAAAACAAACUAAGUAUACACAAAAGAUUUUACACAGCUUUAGCCUUGCAAGACUUAGUAAAUGAAGUUCCUUUAUCAGAAGUUGCUUCUAAAUUUCAAUGUGCGCGAGGCUUUUUACAAGGCCUUCAACAAUCAUCAGCAACUUUUGCAGGUAUGGUCACAGCUUUUUGUCAUCAACUGGGUUGGAAAAAUAUGGAAACACUUGUAUCACAGUUUCAAGAUCGUCUGCAGUUUGGAAUACAUUCCGAAUUAUUGGAGUUAAUGAAACUGACCUCUUUAAAUGGCAUCAGGGCUAGAACUUUGUUUGAUGCUGGAUUUGAAACUAUUUCUAGUAUAGCAUCAGCUGAUGUGAAUGUAAUCGAAAAUACGCUUUAUAAAUCUAUGCCUUUCCAAAGUGAAAAGGAAAGGGAAGGAGAUGACGACCUUGAUGUUAGGAAACGAAAUAAAAUCAAAAAUAUUUGGAUUACUGGCUGCUGUGGUGUGACCGCUAGAGAAGCUGCAGAAAAUCUUAUUUUGGAAGCAAGAAAAUAUUUAACCAUUGAAAUUGGUGUAUCAGAAAUCAAAUGGUCAGAUUUAGGUUCGUCGGAAAACUCGUUGGGUACUUAUACAGAUAAAAAUGAAACCCAAUUUCAUAUGAAAAACCAAAACAUUGACUCCCAAAACAAUAUAGGAAGGAUAUCAGAUCAAGAAAAUGGAAAUAAUGAACUUUCCGGUAGGAAUGAUGCUUCUGUUCAUUGUGAAGUUGAAAACAACGUCGGUAAAAACAUCGUGCCAUCACAUGCAAGUGAAAACGACAAACAAGACAUGAACACUGAUAAAAUUGAGGACGCUGGCAAAAUUAAUAGUAGUUCAAAAGUAAAAACGUAUGACUGUCACAAAGCAAGUGAAAAGGAUAAUAUUACCAAAUCUGUAUAUGUUCCUAUAAAAGAAGACCUUAUGUGGGAAUCUCUAAAUUUAACAGGAAAUGUUUUGGACAACAUUACUAAACUUCGCACAUCGGAUAACAUUUUUUCACCAAACAUUAGUUUUGGUGAAAGUAUGAAUAGCCCUAAAGCCAUAGAAGCAGACAUGAGCAAUCUUAAUUUUACUUCGAAAUCUACUACUGCAAAAGAUAUUAGUUUAUUUUCUUCCGAAGGUGACAGCUCUAGUAUAUUCGAAGAAUCUUUCGAUUUAAUAGCAGAUAUCUCGGUAAAAAAUAAUUUAUUUAAAAUAGAUGCCCCAAUUAAAGACGUUGAAACAAGUACAGACUUCAUGGAGAUUAAUUCUAAAUCAAUAUUGAAUGCUUUCAAAUCGCCUAUAUUAAAAGUUGAUGAGGAUGAAGAUAUUAAAUUAGUCUACGACGAUGAGAAAUGUGAUGCUAAAGAAAUUAAUGAGAAUUUGACUAAAUUUCAAGAUAAUGAAAUUAUAAACACACAAGACUUUAAAGAACCGAAGCUGAAAAAUGGUUUUAUCAGCCCGCUUAAACGUCGCUCUUAUUUAUAUAAAGACUGUUCACAAUCCUUGGCAAAAAAAUCUAAAUCAUCCCAACUUAACACGCAGACUGAUACGGGAGGUCAGUUUAAGUUAAAAUCUUCCAAGUCGAAGGAUUUUGCUCUAAAAUUUGCAAAAAUUGCUGUAAACUGCUACGUUUUCCGAGAAAACGAUGUAAAUACUAACUUUUUAUAUAUUGAAAAUGCUACAGGUGUUUCUAUCAUUUUGGAUACUAGUCGUACAGUUUAUAAAUCUGGUGAUAUUAUUGGGAAUAACAUAAUAUUCAAAAAACCUCUUGUUUCUUCUGAGCAACAAAUCGACAAAAUGCAAGAGUUGCCUAUAAAAGGAAUAGCAUUCUGUCUAAAACAUAAUCUGUGUGUGUAUUUGGAUUUAACAUCCUUAGGCAACUUUUUGCCGGCGGUGAAGUUUAAAAUAGCUCGAUUAUUUUCAAAUGCAGCUUUUAAAUUGAAGAUGCUAUGUACAAAGUCAAACUAUGUACACAUUAAGAAAUGGCUGGGAAAAGAUCUAGUUACAAAUUGCACUGAUGUAACAUUGGCGGAAUGGUUGCUAGAUAGUGAUGAGAGGGUUUCCAAAAUAGUUGACCUGGCGAAAAAGUACUGUGAUAUUGAUUUAACAAAUAGUCAAAUAACUAUUAAAGGCGAAACGAAAAAGUACAACGAUCUAGACACAUACGAAGUAGCUUGUUUAAAAGCCUGGUGCAUUUGGGCAGUUGCAGAAAAACAGAGUAUGAUGCUAUUAACCAAAUAUCAGGUUUUGGAAGAAGCCCUCCAUACGGAGACUCAAAUUGCAAAGAUACUAGGGAGCUGCGAGUUCUACGGCGUCCAUGUGGAUAAAAAUCUCGCGUCACAACUUCUGAUUGAUGUGAAAAACUCACAGGAAGUCCUUCAAAAGAAAGCUUUUAAACUGUGCGGAUAUCACUUCAACUUCAACUCCUCGAAAGAUGUGGCUAAGGCCCUAGGAGUAUACCGCGGGCGCAAAGUGAGCACUCGGAAGAGCGUUCUGUGCGCGCACAGCAGUUCCCUGGCCAGUAUCGUGAUGUACUGGAGGAAGCUCCACUCCAUCCUCACAAAGACGCUGUAUCCGCUCACCGAACGAGCGUUCAACUACAGUGCGGACGACAGGAUAAGCCCCUCCUACACUAUGUUCACUUGCACCGGACGAAUUAGUAUGCACGAGCCGAACCUCCAAAAUGUUCCACGAACGUUUACCAUUCCUCUUAGAUAUCUCAAAGUGAUAGACGACAAUGAGCCUUGUGAGGACGUAAUAGAGUUCAACUGUAGGAAUAUCUUCAAAGCUUCGUCGGGCUACGUAUUCGUGUCCGCCGAUUAUUGCCAGCUCGAGAUGAGGAUUUUGACUCACUAUUGCAAGGAUGCGGGUUUGACUAGGAUUAUGAAGUCCAAUGUAGACGUUUUCAAGUCAAUUGCGGCCUCGUGGAGUGGCGUUCCGGAAGAGCAGGUUGAUGACGACCUGCGCCAGAAGGCAAAGCAGCUUUGUUACGGCAUUCUUUACGGGAUGGGAAACAGAACUUUGGCGCAACAUCUGGAUGUCGACGAGAUAGAAGCAGCUAUGUUCAUGGACACCUUCUACAAAACCUAUCCAGCGAUCAAGGCGUUCACUCAGAGCGUUAUCGAUGAAUGCAGGAAGAACGGUUACGUGGAGACGUUGAUGAGACGUAGAAGAUAUUUGCCGGACAUAAAAAGCAACGUUGUGUCCAAAAGAAGUACAGCUGAAAGGCAAGCAGUGAACACAACCAUCCAAGGCUCGGCGGCCGACAUAGCAAAAGCUGCAAUGUGCGCCAUAGACACAAACACGAGCGCUGAUGUAGACAAACCUCGUUUAAUUCUACAAAUGCACGACGAACUCAUCUACGAAGUCAUUGAAUCAGAGAAGGAUACUUUUAUCCAUACAAUUAAAAAGUUAAUGGAGGACACGGUGCAUUUAAAUGUCCCUCUGCCGGUUAAAGUUAAAACUGGUUACACUUGGGGCUCUAUGGAAGAAGCUAAGUUUUAAUUUUUUUUAAUCAUGAAAUUUAAUAGGUCGAAAUUGUAAUAUUGUCUGUGAUAUUUACCUGAUAUUCUAAAUAAAAUGUAUUUUUGCAGUAAAACAUUA